AUGUACAGAAACUUCUUACUUCGCACGCUGGGAUCGCUCAGGGCAUUGCGUUCAACAAACCACGCGAGACCCUUCUCCUCGUCAAUACCCCGGUUGGACGGUGUCAAACCUCUCGAUGUACUGACAGAAGAGGAAGAAAUGAUUCGGGAAACAGUUCAACGCUUUGCCAACGAAGUAGUCAAGCCCAGGGUCAGGGAGAUGGACGAGAACGAACGAAUGGACCCGGAGAUUAUCAAAGGGCUUUUCGAGCAAGGGUUAAUGGGUAUCGAAACUUCUGCUGCCCACGGGGGCUCUGAAUCAUCCUUCACAUCUGCUAUCAUCGCUAUUGAGGAGCUUGCGAAAGUCGACCCGUCCGUCUCCGUAUUGUGCGACGUACACAACACGUUGGUCAAUACGGUGAUACGAAAGUAUGCGACUGAGACGCAGAAGGAGAAGUGGUUACCGCUUUUAGCUACCGAACAACUAGGAUCGUUCUGUCUAUCCGAAGCAGCUUCAGGGUCCGAUGCAUUUGCCUUGCAAACAAAAGCUCAGAAAGUUGGUAACGAUUACGUGCUGAACGGAACAAAAAUGUGGAUCACCAACUCCUACGAGGCCAGCAUAUUCUUAAUAUUCGCUAAUAUUGAUCCCUCAAAAGGGUACAAAGGAAUAACAUGCUUCAUCGGUACGAAGGAUAUGGGCAUUGAAAUUGCGAAGAAAGAACAGAAGCUGGGAAUUAGAGCAUCGUCUACGUGUACGCUCAACUUUGACGACGUCAAGAUUCCUGCGGAAAAUAUUAUUGGUGGUGAGGGUCAAGGCUACAAGAUCGCCAUUGAAAUCCUCAAUGAGGGUCGUAUCGGUAUAGCAGCGCAAAUGCUCGGUCUUGCCCAGGGAGCCUUUGCACUCUCCGUCCCGUACACCUACACCCGGAACCAAUUCAAACAGCCUAUAGGAACCUUCCAAGGCAUGGCUUUCUCGUUUGCUGAAGCCGCGACCCAGAUCGAGACUGCGAAACUCUUAACCUAUAACGCGGCACGUAGAAAAGAGGCUGGGUUAAGUUUUGUGAAGGAGGCGGCCAUGGCCAAGUGGUGGGCUAGUAAGGUCGCGCAGGAAGUCAGUGGAAAUGCGAUUGAGUGGAUGGGUGGUUUAGGGUUCACGAGGGAGACUGGGGUCGAGAAGUUUUGGAGGGAUUCGAAGAUUGGUGCAAUAUAUGAAGGGACAUCAAAUAUCCAGUUACAGACAAUUGCCAAGUUCAUUCAGAAAGAGUAUACGCCUUGA
Lentinula edodes (shiitake mushroom) is the source of this 1254-nucleotide messenger RNA. Its product is annotated as mitochondrial acyl-CoA dehydrogenase. Gene Ontology annotation, cellular component: mitochondrion. Bases 1 to 1254 code for a protein of 417 amino acids. NCBI's taxonomy places the organism in Eukaryota, Fungi, Basidiomycota, Agaricomycetes, Agaricales, Omphalotaceae. The transcript has 10 exons. Gene Ontology annotation, molecular function: flavin adenine dinucleotide binding; acyl-CoA dehydrogenase activity. The record is from RefSeq and is a predicted model, not a curated record.